AUGAAUGGUGAAGAGGGCCAAGAUCCCCUCCAACUACUUCUGCAAGCCGCAGAUAUGGAACGUCUUCGUCAUCGUGAGGAACAACGCUCAAUGGAUUUACAUUUAAUCCAAAGAGAAAACAAAAGACUCACUGAGGAGCUCAUAAAAACUCAGCUUGAGUUGGAACGUAGUGUGAAAGGGCGAACUUCAAGAAACUCGGACUCUGUCCCUCAGCGAGUCGUCGUGACCCAUAGGCCUGACUCUGCCUAUGCGGUCAAUUUGGCCAGGGACGCUGGGGUGGGGACUGAUUCCCCCCUGUUAUCAAGAACUCUCAAUACUGAAAAUAUUGAUGAUGAUGUUGUGAUGCCACCAAGCCGGCCUGCUGCUGGCUUGGGAUCAGCCGUUAGUGACACUGUUCGUGAAAAUACUAAUGGACAAAUUGGUGCUAUGGCACCACUGUCCCAGAACACUAGCUUGGCAGAUGCAUUGGCCAUGUUUGCCGAUGUGAUCACUAAAAAGGGAGAUGGUCUCCCAAAGAAGGAGACUGUAAGGUUCCAAGGCGACAUAUUUGAAUUCCCAGUCUGGCUGAACUCAUUCAAGGUCCUUGUUGAGGAUAGAUACCCAGACGCCGCGGAUCGUAUGUACUAUCUUGGGCGCUACACAGCCGGAGAAGCCAAGGAAGCCAAGGAAGCCAUCAAAGGACUGCUUCUCAUGAGCAGCAGCGAUGCAUACGUCCGUGCCAAGGCCAUUUUACAGGAUCGUUUUGGUAACAAAAUUCGAUUGGCCCAGAACUUUAGAGAAAAGUUGGCAAAGUGGCCUCAAGUGAAGACUGGGAAAUCUCUUCGUGAGUUCGCUGAUUUCCUGAAUCAAUGCGAGGGCGCCAUGUCAACCCUUGGUCAACUGUCGGUGUUGAACGACUCCCUGGAACAGGAUACCAUACUCACCAAGCUGCCAAGAGGUCUACAGAUCCGGUGGAUCAAGUUCGUCGACAACUGGCAAUACGAGGAUUCUGAGAACUGUCGUGGGGAACCAAGAAAUGAACAUCCGCCCUUCUCGAAAUUGUGUGCAUUUAUCGAAAGGGAAGCAAGGAUCCUUUGCAAUCCUUUACUUGAACGACAAUCAUCUGUUGUAAAUGUUCCCAAUCAUGGCGCUAAACGUGAUCCUCAAUCUGUGCAAAAGGGGCCUAGUCAGAAUGUUUCAAAGGGGUUUAGUGUUUCUGCCUUUGCAACUAAUUCUGAUAUUUCUGGUGGGCGUAAUGAUUCUCAGGUGAAUGUACCUACUGGUAAUAAUUCUGGGGUGAGGGCACCUGCUGUUUGUUUAUUAUGCCAGCGGGCCCACUCACUGGAAUCUUUUGCAGUGUUCAGGGGCAAAUCUUUGAUCGAAAGGUUGGAGUUAGUGAAGGGCAAGGGUCUGUGUCUGGGGUGUUUCAAGAAAGGGCAUAAAAAAUUCCGGUGCCUAAGCAAGAUGAAAUGCGAGGUGUGUCAAUUGACACAUCCCACCCUACUACAUGAUUACUCGCGCCAGCCCGCACCUACCACUUCGCGUACCACAGAUCAGAAUGCCGUUGUGCGCUGUACUAAAACAUAUGAUUCAGAUACUACUAGUUGCGAUUGCGCUCAUUCAUUGAUAGUACCUGUUUCAAUUUACCACAAAGACCACCCGCUGGAAACUACUGUGGUUUACGCACUGCUAGACGAUCAGGCAAACGCUUGCCUGGUCCUUGACUCGGUAUUGGACAAACUAAAUGUACAUGGUGACGCCGUCAAUGUGAAGAUGUCGACAGCAUUGGGCGAGGAAAUGGUGGCAUGCCAGAAAGUAGACGGAUUGGUGGUAAGAGGACUACGCGAGUCAAGUGAAGUGAAUCUGCCUGCCGUUCUUUCCCAUGCAGCUAUACCUGCAGACCCGAGUCAAGUACCGAGACCAGAAACUGCCAGGAAAUGGAAACACCUUGAGAAAAUUGCAGAAGAAUUGACUAGGUACUUGGAUUCAGUUGAAGUUGGUAUUAUAAUUGGCAACAAUUGCACAAAGGCCAUCAGACCGCUAGAAAUUGUGCCUGGGGACGAUAAUGAUCCCUAUGGCGUCCGCACCGCCUUGGGGUGGGGGGUCGUCGGUCGAGUUGGAAAUUCUAACAAUCAUUCGGUUUCAGGUCAUUUUGUCUAUUCUAUUAGUGCCAAAGAGAUGAAUCCCAGCCAAGUUGUUGAGAUGUUCCAGCUAGAGUUUAAUGAGAGGGAGACCAACCCAGAUGCCAAGACAUCAGUCAACGACAAAAGGUUCAUUCAACUGAUGAAAGAUGAGAUUCAUGUUCGAGAUGACGGCCAUUUUGAGACGCCCCUUCCUUUACCGGACGAUGUCAGAAUGCCCAACAACCGACCAAUGGUCGAGAAGAGACUGAAGCAGCUGAAGGGGAGGUUGUCAAAGAAUCAGCAAUACAGAGAAGAUUAUAAGGCUUUCAUGGAUGGCCUACUUAAAAAUGGGUUUGCUGAAAGGGUGCCCGAGGACGAGCUUGACAUGAACAAUGGUAAAAUCUGGUACAUACCUCACCAUGGGGUGUACCAUCCGCACAAGCCCGGAAAAAUUCGGGUUGUGUUCGAUUGCAGCGCGGAGUACAACGGCGCCGUACUGAAUAAGCAAUUAUUGCAAGGUCCCGACAUAACCAACAAUCUUACAGGCGUAUUGUGUAGGUUCAGAAAAGGGCUGAUAGCCUUCUCCUGUGAUAUAGAGGGUAUGUUCCACCAAGUGGGAGUAAACAGGGAGCAUAGAAACUUCCUUCGCUUCUUGUGGUAG
This is a messenger RNA of Lineus longissimus, 2763 nucleotides long. RefSeq lists its product as uncharacterized. The transcript has a single exon. Bases 1 to 2763 code for a protein of 920 amino acids. Lineage: Eukaryota; Metazoa; Nemertea; Pilidiophora; Heteronemertea; Lineidae. The record is from RefSeq and is a predicted model, not a curated record.